This is a messenger RNA of Diuraphis noxia (Russian wheat aphid), 1916 nucleotides long. RefSeq names its product facilitated trehalose transporter Tret1-like. Gene Ontology annotation, cellular component: membrane. Gene Ontology annotation, molecular function: transmembrane transporter activity. Gene Ontology annotation, biological process: transmembrane transport. The record is from RefSeq and is a predicted model, not a curated record. NCBI's taxonomy places the organism in Eukaryota, Metazoa, Arthropoda, Insecta, Hemiptera, Aphididae.
GAGUGGUGUUUUUCGCGCGGUCCCCGUAGACUUAAACGAUUUUGCCAAUACGCGCAGUGUUUCUCUCGAGCCGUUCUCGUUUCCACUGCAGUCAUUGCCAAUCAAAUAUCAUUCAAGAUUGUAAACAGCACGCCGUAUUCGGAAACGACAAGACGUAUAUAACGAGCAUCAGAAAAAAAUCCGAUCUCCAUUAUAAUAAUAAUACAAUCAUGCGAUCUACGGGUUUGAUUCCUGCGAUUACCGCGGCGAAGUUAUUAUAAUAGUGAUUUCUCAGUGAUACAAUCAUAACAUCAUGCACAUCAAACUCAACGUUCCGCCGGUCUUCAAACAGAUGUUCGCUGCAUCCGGACCUCUGAUUGUGACGCUCGGUUCUGGGAUGACCGUCGGGUUUUCGGCUGUACUGUUACCACAGCUCAAGGACCACCAAUCGACCAUCAAAAUCAGCAGCCAUCAAGAGUCGUGGAUAGCCAGCAUGGCAGCGCUACCGAUGGCCGCGGGCAGCGUGCUGGGUGGCGUAGCCAUGGACAGGCUGGGCCGGAAGACUACCAACCUGCUCAUCUGCGUGCCGUUCGUGCUGGGCUGGACGGCCGUGUCGAUGGCCACCGGCGUGACUGGUGUGUACGCAGGCCGACUGCUGACGGGCCUGAGCACCGGCCUACUUGGCCCGCCAACGGCCGUAUACAUUGCCGAGGUGACAGAACAGCGUUACCGGGGCGCAGCGCUGGCCAUGAUCUCGUUCUCGGUGUCGGCCGGUAUACUAGUCGUGCACACGAUGGGCACGUUCCUCGGCUGGCGGCUGGUGUCAGCUUUGUGCUCCACCGUGCCGUUCACCGGCUAUGCGCUCAUAUGGUUCACGCCCGAAUCGCCUGUCUGGCUGCGUGAAAACGAGGACAGGCGCCGCCGCGUCCGUCAAUCCUCAGCAGUCUGCAGCGACCACGCGAUUGCCGGUGUACCGCCGCGGCCACCGCCGGAAGUCGACUCGCAGCCGCCAGUACCGGCCGUCAAGCCGACGGCACGCCAGUGCUUCAGUAGGCCGUCGUUUCUAGGGCCGUUGGUCGUACUGUCCACGUUCUUCUUCGUCCAACAGUUCUCGGGUGUCAACGCGGUGGCCUUCUACUCGGUGACACUGCUCAAGCGUGUUGGGCCAGAUCUCAACGAGUACCACUGCACCAUGGCCUUGGACAUAAUUCGGCUGGCCGUGUCCGUGCUGGCCUGUGGCCUGACAAAGCGAUACGGCCGUCGUCCGCUGGCGGUCGUUUCAGCCGUAGGCACCUGCGCGUCUCUGAUUUGCCUGGCCUCAUCGGUCCGCGACGCAGGAGCACCUGCAACCGCAGGGAGCGUGGCCGUCCAUGCGGUCCCGGCACCAGCGGCCACCGCUAGCCUGACCCCCGUCCUGUCCAUCGUUGCGUACAUGGUGUUCGUCAAUAUCGGGUUGGUGCCGUUGCCUUGGAUCAUGUCCGGCGAGAUGUUUCCGGGAUAUUGCCGAGAACUCGGCAGCGGCCUGUCCACGUGCUUCGGGUUCGUCAUGUUCUACGUGGUGAUCCAAAUCAGCCCUUAUCUGCUGACCAACAUCGGCACGGCGAUGACGUUUUACAUUUUCGGCACCGUGGCCGGCGUCGGUGCGAUAUUCCUCUAUCUAUGUCUUCCGGAAACCAAAAACAAAUCAAUGGAAGAUGCGACGUGACGAAUCGCUUGAUCAACGGCAAUAACGGUCCUAUACAUGAAUUAUGCACAACGUUGUCAAAUCAUUUCUGGAUGGAAACGCGGACGACAUCAUUUUACGUUUUUAUCGUUUGGCCGGGAGAUCUCGCCCKGUGUGGUUAUGCCGUUCAAAUCGUUAGAAAUAAUAUUGAUAGUAGUGUGAUACCUAUUUUGAUUGAAUUUUAGCCGAUCGUUUAAUAAAUACAUUAACGAUC